Messenger RNA from Hypanus sabinus (Atlantic stingray), 1841 nucleotides. RefSeq names its product cytochrome P450 2D3-like. Lineage: Eukaryota; Metazoa; Chordata; Chondrichthyes; Myliobatiformes; Dasyatidae. Gene Ontology annotation, cellular component: cytoplasm; intracellular membrane-bounded organelle. Gene Ontology annotation, biological process: xenobiotic metabolic process. The transcript is spliced from 8 exons. The record is from RefSeq and is a predicted model, not a curated record. Gene Ontology annotation, molecular function: heme binding; iron ion binding; oxidoreductase activity, acting on paired donors, with incorporation or reduction of molecular oxygen, reduced flavin or flavoprotein as one donor, and incorporation of one atom of oxygen. The coding region runs from base 777 to 1841 and encodes 354 amino acids.
GAAACCAAUUUGUAAAAUAAUCCUCUAGAAAUAAUAGUGAAUAAUUUCAAGAUAUUAAGUACAACUAAAUGAAGGGUUUGGUAGAAUAUAUUAUUUCAUUAGUGUGAAUAGCUAAUUAUACAAGUCUAUUCUUUUCUUAUUCAUGGCGCAUGUCCCAAGAUGCAGUGAAGGGCUCGGACGGUCACGGGCUGAGCAGGGAGGAUGCCGUGGUCAGCCUGGACCCUCUGGGCCAAGGAGCCGAUACAGUGCCGUGUUACUCGGUGACAGUCAAAAGCUCAAAGUAAAUAGUUCAUGGAGUUUUGCCGAAGUUGUAUCUAACUCAGCGCGGUGUCGCCAUGUUCUGAAACUCUUUGCCUCUCUCAGUACUUCAACAUUUCUUUGUGAGCCACUUCAGUCGGCACGACAAUCCCGGCGCCAUUCUGCUGUUUUGCGUUCGACGUCGUAUUUACCGUUUAUUCAUUAUUUAUUAUUAACAUGUACUCGCGUCUCAGGCGAGCAAAGGAUUUCACUGCAGCCUGCUGUAUAAAGUCAGUAAACUAAUCUGAAUGGCUGUGCCUGAAUGGAAGGAGUUCAAAACAUUUCGAUUGUUGUUUCCUCAUCUCGCGACCUGUCCCCCGGUUUCAAAAAUCUUCAAUACCUUGGAGAAGAUUUAGAGCGCAAAGGAAUGGCUGAAGUAGAACUAUUUCCUUCUGUUCUGACAGGAUUGGUUGAGCGGGGCUGGCCACACGAACAAUCUUCGUGCCAACAUACCGGGGUUUGGAUGUGAGCAGAGGUCAAUGCCGGCGUCUCAUUGCCUUUUACUGACUGCUUACGGCCCACUCGCUCUGGACAACAUGGAGUUCUCGGCUCUCCCCCUGCCCUUGUUCAAACUCUUCGACAGGUUCACGGCGCUGGCCGUGUUCUGCACCGUCUUUUGCCUGGUCUUUGACUUCAUGAAGAGGCGCAAGGCGUGUGGGAACUACCCUCCCGGGCCCCGGGGCUUACCCUUCGUCGGGAACAUCCUGCAGGUGGAUCUGAGCAACCCUCACCUGUCAUUCGCAAAGCUGUGGAAGAAGUACGGCGAUGUGGUGAGUUUAGAGUUUGGAUGGACAAACCUGGUGGUGUUGAGUGGCUACAAGACCCUGAAAGAGGCUCUGGUGAAGAAAUCGGAAGAUUUUGCUGACCGGCCAUCCUUUCCGAUAUAUGAGAAGUUCUUUCAGCGGAGCGGGGAAGGUGAGGAUAUGGAUGUAGUGCAGACCUCCAAGUACCUGAAUGACAGACUUGUGUGGAGCACCAACAGAGAGGCUGUGUACAAGAAGGAGCACUAUAUGAGUAGUUCGACUGGGUCAAGUUUCCAGGUAUCGAAUCUGAUCGGUACAGUCUUUGACCUUUUUGCUGCUGGUACAGAGACCACCUCGACCACUCUACGCUGGGGUUUUCUCUUCAUGGUGCUCCAUCCAGACAUACAGUUCACUGACUUCCCAGCUGGUGUCUCUGCCCGUCUCCACAUCUCAGGCUCUGCAGGGCUGCUCUCCGAAGGAACGCAGAUUAUUCCAAACCUUACCUCGGCCUUGUUUGACGAAGACUUGUGGUCGACUCCGUAUCAGUUCAAUCCAGGACACUUCCUCAACACAGAGGGCAAGUUUGUGAAGCCAGAGGCCUUCAUCACAUUCUCUGCAGGUCAUCGUGCGUGUUUGGGGGAGCAGCUGGCAAAGACAGAGCUCUUCAUCUUCUUCACGUCCAUGCUCCAAAGAUUCACGUUGUUUCUCCCGGAAAAUGAGCCAAGACCAAGCUACAAGGAGGCUCGAUUUGGAAUUACUCUCUGCCCACUGCCCUAUCGGCUCUGUGUUAAAGUCAGAUAA